AUGGAGAAAUUGGCCUUUGAGAGGUGCAUAAAAACUCUUCAAGAUUCACAACUCGAGAUAGAUGAGCUGGUGACUGAUGCACAUCCACAAAUUGCUAAACUAAUGAGGACUAGGUAUGCAUCAAUCAAGCACUCCUUCGAUAUGUGGCAUGGGGCCAAAAAUCUUGGUAAACAAAUUAACAAGGCUGGACAGCAGCGUGGCUGCAGAAUUCUGUGUCAGUGGACCAGGCAAAUUGUCAAUCACUUCUGGUAUUGCUGUCAGCACUCAGAGAGUACAGAAGAAUUCAUGAUCCAUUGGGGUGGUAUUUUAUACCAUGUUGUAAACCAGCAUGAGUGGGGUAGUGGGAUACAUGAUAACGAUGAACCGGUUGGACAAUGUCAGCAUGAGUCUCUUGGGGUGGAGCAUGCGCCGCCAUGGCUAGAGCCUGACAGCCCAGCCCAUGAAAAGUUAAGGCAGAUUGUUCUAGACCCCAGAUUUGUGGAGAAAACAAGACAUUACGUCAGCUACAGAACAACAGCAGAAUUAGAACAGUUCCACCAGGUCAUAUUAAAGUAUGCUUCAAAACGGCAGUCCUACACUUUCCCUGCAUUUCGGGCUCGGAAUUUUCUUGCUGCGAUAGACCACAACAGCCACAGAGGUCGUCCAUAUGCGCGUAACAAGGAAGGCAGAUAUGUGUAAGAAAAUACAAUAAUU
This is a messenger RNA of Protopterus annectens (West African lungfish), 693 nucleotides long. RefSeq lists its product as uncharacterized. Bases 1 to 678 code for a protein of 225 amino acids. The record is from RefSeq and is a predicted model, not a curated record. Lineage: Eukaryota; Metazoa; Chordata; Ceratodontiformes; Protopteridae. The transcript is spliced from 5 exons.